Molecule: messenger RNA, 1768 nt
Organism: Girardinichthys multiradiatus
Lineage: Eukaryota; Metazoa; Chordata; Actinopteri; Cyprinodontiformes; Goodeidae
Exons: 11
Coding region: 216-1517 (433 amino acids)
Source: RefSeq, a predicted model, not a curated record
CAUUCAGCCAGGCCGAGAAGCCCCGUUUGCUGUCUCUCCAGAAGACCAUCGUACCUUCUGGAUCUCUCCUUUCUGCCUGAGCAGAGAAUCUUCUGGAGGCCAGAAAGUAGCAUUAAGACCAGGAGACGCACACAACCUGUGGAAAGAUAUCUAAGCAGAGAAGUACAGAUUGUAAGGAGGAGGAAGAAGACAUCAGAGAAACCAACAGGUCCAACAUGGCUCUGCUAUGCUACAACAAAGGCUGCGGGGAGAAGUUUGACAAUGACAAGAACAAGGAUGAUUCCUGCCUCUUCCAUCCAGGAGUCCCUAUCUUCCACGAUGCCCUGAAGGGUUGGUCCUGCUGUAAGAAGAGGACGACAGACUUCUCAGAGUUUCUCUCCAUCAAGGGCUGCACCCGCGGACGCCACAGCAAUGUGAAGCCCCAGGAGCCACUGAGGCCCGAGGUGUCCUCAGAUAAGGGGGAGAUCAAACACACCAACGACCAUGAGAUCAUCUACCAGGGCCCCAAAUCUGCUGAGGCACUGCAGAAAGAGCGACCCAGCUCAGAUCAGCCCAUGACCAAGUUGCCCCACAAAGCGUCAGCGUCACUCAUUCAGGAGCUGGAGAAACUGGGACUCAGCAAGAGUGCAGAGAGCGAGAAGAAAGAGAACAUGAACAUAAUGCAUGGGACGUGCUGCAAGAACACAGGCUGCAAAACAGUCUAUCAAGGCCCCGAUACUGACAUGGAGGUCUGCACACACCAUACCGGAGCACCCGUCUUCCAUGAGGGGUACAAAUACUGGAGCUGCUGCUGCAUAAAGACAACAGACUUCAAUGCUUUCCUGGACCAGAAGGGCUGCGCCACGGGGAAACACCGCUGGGUUGCAAAGCAGGACAAGAAGAAGGUGGGAUGUCGACACGACUGGCACCAAACUGGAAACACUGUUGUGGUAACAAUUUACGCCAAGAACGCCAACCCUGAUUUCUGCAGCAUAGAAGCUAAUCAAACAGUGCUCUUAUGUCAAAUCCAGUUUGAGAACAAUAAAAUUUUCAAGAGAGAAUUCCACCUUUGGGGGGUGAUCAAUGUCAAACAGAGCUCAGUCAACAUGGUCCCAUCCAAAGUGGAGAUCACACUCCGCAAGUCCGACCAGGUGGCCUGGGGCAAACUGGAGGACCCAAACUACAAGCCAGAGCCGGAGCCUGUAGACGACGACUUCAAUGAAAUCCAAGAGUCCCACCAGCCUGACUGGGACAUUGCCGAUGAUGACAUCAGCGACUCGGACGAGGAGUGGGCCUACGACACGCCGCAGAAUAAGAAUGGUCAGAAUGUCAGUGAAGAGCAGAGGAAGAGAAGGGAAGAACUAGAGAUGCAGAACUUAAAAAGGAUGGAGGUGGAGAAAGAGAUGAAAAGAUUGAUAGAGAAGCAGAGGAAAAUAGACGAGGAGAAGAGGAAGCUAGAGGAGCAAAGAAGGGAGGAGGAACAGGAAGGAUAUGAAGACAUGCCGGAUCUGGAGGACCAAAAAGCUGAUGUGGAGUGAUGUAAAAAAACAAACAAAAAAAACACAAUUUUCUUUUUUUUAGCAACCAAAGCUAAAUAUUCUGAAUGUAACAAAGUUAAAGGAUACGUCUCUUUUUUCUGUAAUAACCUUAUAUUAGGCUGGAGGUAUUUUUGAAGAAUAUUAAUAACUUAACUCUUUUCUUUUGGUGGUAAAAAAUGAGCCUGCGGAAAUCUUUUUGUUUUAUGAUGCAACCUAAGCAUAAGAAAUAAACUUUUCUCUGUGUAAAGUUA